GGAGUUGAAAAGUACUGACUUUGGGCAUUUCAACAUUGGUUUAUAGUGGCGUUGCAUGGAAAUUGGAAAGAACGGCUUUGUUAUCCUAAAAAUGGACAAAAUAGCCAAACGACAAGCUUUGGAAGUUGCCGGGUCUUUUUUGUGUUAGUUUAAGCAAACUUCUAUAUGUUUAGUUCUUUGUUUCUUGGGUUUCUUCAAUGAGUCUAUGAACAGUGACGUCACGGUAAUAUGCUACAAGUUCGCGCGCAGCUGCUCGAAUGAGCAAUCUUAUUCGGUCGACCUUGCGGUCAUUUGUUAGCGAGAGCUCCGGCGGGUGGGGUGUGUGUUGCGUGUGGUGCCCGCUGGGGUGAAUGUGAUAUACAGCAUAUCGUUUUUAUGUGAUUGAAAUAAUUGCACGAAGCUAGAGCUGAACAUUCAAGUGUUUUUCUCCAGUGUUAAAGAGCGUGAGACGGUCAUGCAGUUUCAAAAGCUUGCCGUGAUAGUCUUCCUGGGCUGCGCCGCUUACGUCGCAGGAACUGCACAGGCGCCGCUCGAUGAUGACGACUUUGCGUUCGAGGGCUCCGGCAUGUAUGACUGGCCGAGGAGCACGGCGGCGCCUGAGCCGGCGGGGCGCGCCGACGGCACCGUGAGCAGCAUAGGCGCGCCGUGGGGCCAGCCGGAACCGGAGCCGGAGCUGGACGGCUCCGGCAGCGGACACCGCUCCGACGACGAGGACGACGACUACUACGACUACGACUACCCCAGCUACUACGAGUACCCGGACGAGGCCGACGCCGACAAACAUGACGACUCCAUCUCCAAGGAGAAGGACAGUAGCAAUCCGUCGGUGGGCGUUGGCGUGGUCCACUCCGUGCCACCAGUGCGAGUGGAGGAGCCGGUGGUACACAGCGAGCACAAGCCGUCGCUCGGCGCGGAGCGUCACCCGGAACCCAAGCCGGCGCCGGCCGAGGAGGACGAGGAUCUGUACGACGACGACGACGACGACGACCUGGUGCUGCCGCCCGAGGUGACCCUGCAGGAGUUCGAGAACGUCGAGAACGAGCUGCAGACCGUUAAGGAGAAGGAGGAGGAGCUGGAGCGCGAGCUGGAGCUGGAGCGCGAGCUGGAGCGCCAGCGCGAGGCCGACCUGGCGGGCAGCAUGGACGGGCUCGGCACCAAGGCGGUCGAUCGCAACACGUCCUUCUUCGCGCAGCCCGGCAUCCUGGCAGCCGUGGUCGGCGGCGCCGUGGUCGGCCUGCUCUGCGCCAUCCUGCUGGUCAUGCUCAUCGUCUACCGGAUGCGGAAGAAGGACGAAGGAUCGUACCCAGUGGACGAGCCCAAACGCUCGCUCACCGGGGGCAACAGCUACAGCAAAAACAAGGAGUUCUACGCGUAGAUGUUGCCGUCGCGAAGCUGACAGCGCGCCGCACAAGUGCGCGUACCUGUGUUCGUGUUUGUCAGACUGUUCCGUGUGAGUGAGAAAGAUGGGUGCCCGUGUAACCAUAGAGCUGUAGAUAGAAAGUGGUGAGCGUGAGAAGCUGAGUGAACAAGAGUGAGCGAGACGAUUGUCGGUGUCAGCGGGUGUGCGAGUGAGCGAGUGAGCGCGUGCAGUGCUGAGUUGACGCCGGGACCACUCACACCCUGUAUUUUAUAUGUAUUCUGUGGCGCUGGCACCACGUCAAUGGGCCUGCCGCGGGCGCGCCUAUGACUGAUCCAAGCAGCUCACGGCAGCGGUCGACGACAGCGUCACCUACAACGGCACUGCGCCGCCGGCAGCGCCACCUAUCACGGCACUGCGCCGCCUGGCGACGCUGGUGUUUCCGAGCACGCUCUCGUUCCUAUUUCGUCUGAGGCCGCGCGGGCCGGUCUGAGGGAAUAGGGCCGCAGCGAGCGCAGUUCGGGGAGCGCGGCGGAGCGCGGGACCGGCCGGCCGCCCACUGCCGCCGCUGCCGAGCCGGCCAGCUCUGUGCCAUAUCCGCCGAGCGGGGGCCGCUGCCGCCAGCCGAGAGGGCGCAGCCAACGCCGGCCACAACCUGACGUCCGCGGGAGAUUAUCGGUGUUUAAUAAUUAUUUUAGCGCUUAUAGGGACACAGGAAGGUGUUUCCUUUGUGGUUGAUGCUUCUUCCUUAGGUCUUAUACUUAACUGGACGACUCGACUUUUACGUGGUUGUACAACGAGUCUGCGAGAUGGUUUGUCGUUAACGUUGUGAUGUGCGCGACUCUGCGCGAUCGGGCAGGGCCUCCGCAGUGAUGGCGCGGGGCGUGCACAUCAGCCCCACGCACCCGAAUAAUGUUUGUACGGAACCAGAGAAAGAAUACAAAUUCAUUAAG
Messenger RNA from Amphibalanus amphitrite, 2310 nucleotides. RefSeq names its product syndecan-like. Bases 455 to 1375 code for a protein of 306 amino acids. The record is from RefSeq and is a predicted model, not a curated record. Gene Ontology annotation, biological process: cell migration. The transcript is spliced from 5 exons. NCBI's taxonomy places the organism in Eukaryota, Metazoa, Arthropoda, Thecostraca, Balanomorpha, Balanidae. Gene Ontology annotation, cellular component: membrane; cell surface.